AUGUUAUUUAAUGUCCAAUAUUUUUAUUCGUCUACUACUCGAUUUAUUCGUUCAAUCGGAUCUACCGAAGACAACUUAAAGAGUAUUUUUGUUGAAAAUCUUCAAAAUGAUUCAUUGUUGUUUGAUAUAUUAUCAUCAUCAACAACAACAACAACAACAACAAUGCGUGGUAUUUUCGAUGGUGACCAACCACGUGUUAGACGUCGUUUAUUUGAAGUAUUUAGUGAUACUGGUGAAGUUGAUAAUUCAGCGUAUUUAAAUUUAACCCAUACUAUAUGUCUGAACAUAAACAAUUUAUCAUCACAAUCGAAUGAUCCAAUUGUCAUAAUUCAACCAAAAAGAUCGGAGAAAUAUUAUUCGAUACCAUAUGAUUACACACUAUGGCAAACAUCCUACAAUUUACCACGUUCAGUAACUCCCUGUGAACAUUCGAUAAUGAUGAAAUUACUUUUAUUAUUUGAUAAAUUGUGUCGAAAAUAUAAAAUUCAGUAUAUGAUGAUAGAUGGUACUCUACUCGGAAGUUAUCGACAUCAUGAUAUAAUACCAUGGGAUGAUGAUAUCGAUUUGUUGAUGUCUGUUAAAGACAAACGACGGCUUAAUCGUGCUAUUCACAAACAUUUAAUUAGAUCUCAUAAAAAGACAAAUGACAUUUAUAACAUUGAAUAUUUUCGUCGAUGGGAUCCAGAAAAAUUAUUUGAAUAUUAUAAGUUUUAUUUUUUAUCAUCAUUAAAAUUGAGUACAAAUAAAUGGAAAUGGCCAUUUGUUGAUUUAAUAUUCUAUCAUGAAAAUCGUACUCAUUUAUGGCAUGAAAAUAAUUUUCAAUUCACUGUUCAAAAAUUACAUAUUUUUCCACUCACUUUACGACCAUUAGGUCAUCUUUGGUUACCCGCACCACAAAGUCCGCUUGACUAUUUUGAGUCUGUUAAAUAUUUAAAUGUUGAUCAAGAAUGCUUUAGUCAAAAUUGGUCACAUAAGUAUGAACAAUUAAAAGAAAAUUCAAUGGUUGCAUGUGAUACACUUAAACAUAUUUAUCCGUUUGUUGAAAGAAAUUGUACAAAAGUAAGUUGUCAGGAAAGUUUACUGUUAAAUGGAAAAGUAGUUCACGUUGCAAUAAUUGAGAAUGUUGCAGAAAAGGAAUCUUUCGCAUGA
Didymodactylos carnosus is the source of this 1149-nucleotide messenger RNA. NCBI's taxonomy places the organism in Eukaryota, Metazoa, Rotifera, Eurotatoria, Philodinida, Philodinidae. The record is from the annotation of a GenBank genome assembly.